UCGAAUCGAGCACCAGCGGAAAUAUCGCCGGUGACCUGGGGCGUCCAAUUGCCAUUCUCCAAGCGUAAAACCAACUGCCCUAGCCGCGAUGGAUAAGACUCGUGAUGCUCAGCCCGUAGGCAUCAAUCCAGCCAGCAGACCUGCUCGUCAGGACGAGUUGGAAGCCAGAAGCCCGGAAGCCAGAAGACCAGCUACACCAGCAGGAUCGUCAUCGUCGUCGUCAGGUAAGAUCACGAGCUCAUCUUCUUCACUCUCCCCCACGACCCCGGAGUUUUGCCGUGUACUGGAGGCACCAAUACUAAGGAAAUAUUCCUAUGCCAUUUGGGGGUUUCCGUUUCGCCUUUGUUUUUCCUGGAGAGACGAAGGGAGAAGCCAACACAAUCUCAGUGUUACUCGUGCCCUACUCCUUCCCCCGAUGCUAUUCCCAUUCUUUCGUUCAUGCAGUCGAAGGUCAUCUGCUCAGCACACCGUGCUCAACAAGCAGCAACAUCCAGGAUUAUGUCCCAGCGAUUGAUGAGUUGUCAGUCAUACCCCCGCGCCCCCAGCGGCCCCAGCCUCACCCGCCCCGCUCGACGAGAUCAUCUCGAGACGCCACAUCCAAUCUGGUCCUGGAUGGUGGCGGCCCGAGUCCGGGUCUGUCGAAGGCGACUGCUGCACCACCACCCCCCAGACAAGGCGGCAAGAAUAGCUCGAUGCCUCCGGAACAGACGAGAUCACCGCAUCGAGGCCCCGGAACCGACAAGGCAAUCGCGUCGCCCGGUCGUGUGCGCCGCUGUCGUUUUUACAGGACUCCUGGAGGUUGCCGAAAGGGACCAUCAUGCCCAUAUCUCCACGAAACCCUGCCCCAGCCAUCAACAGGCGGGAACGUCAAAGGGGGUCCAUCUUCCACAGCAGCAACCUCAGCCGCAGGGCAGACGUCUUCGGAAGACACUGCAUCUUCUUUCCCUGCUAGAAAAAAGACAAGUGCAGUGCAGCCUAGAAAUGUAGUAACACGUCCCGUCCCGAACUUGCAGGUUACAGAACCUCGCGAGUUUGAGAUUGCCCAGCUGCAGCGCCGAUUUAAGAUCCAGGACGAUGCCGUGCAGGAAGCAGCAGAUGGGACGACGCUGAUGUUUAGCAUACAGCCUAGCGAUCCCGACUUUCCUUAUGACCUGGAAGCAUUGGAGUGUAGCCUCAAUGUACCAGGGACAUACAGGUCAAAGAACGCUGCUGUCACGACCUCUCAUCCAAAUCUUCGCGUUCUGAACAAGGAAUUGGGUAGAGGCUUCCAGAUCAAUCUCGAAAAGGGAUUCGAUGCACUGGUAGCUGGUAGUCCGAAACUAACGUUGCUCCAAUUGAUGAACACGUUCGACAGAAGCUUGGAGUCGCUGCUGGGAGCUAAGAAAGCGGAAACAUUCAAACUCGUCGUCAAUCGAGUAAGGAACGACGGCCCAUCCUAUUCCGCCCCAGGUAUUUAUAGUCCUGAGCUGCCAAUUUCUGAGCAAGCUGCUGGUAUUUCCGACGUUGGUGAGGUUGUAGUAUUGGCACCCGAACCAACCUUUUCCCCUGAACAGUUGAAGCAUGCGUCGAGGAGACGAACGCAGGAGCUCCGGCAACUGGAAGCACGCAUGGGACGUCUUCCCCUAUUCUCUAAAUUUUCUGACGGGGUCACUUUUAUUGUUCCAAUCGAACCAAGCCGUCGCAAUGCCCUUCCAGAGUCUCUCAAAAGUGUCAAGAAAAUCACUCUAAUUGUCCCCCAUCUGUAUCCUUUGCAGCCCUGCCGCCUGGAACUUUCUGAUCUUGCGGAUCCAAAUGCGGCUUCUUUGGCAAAUUCUUUCAUCGAGAGGGUGACGCAGAACCCCGACCUCUCUAUUAUGAAUCACUUGAAUUACCUGGCCCAAAACAUCCAUUCGAUGGCAAUACCUACCGUUGAGGAACAACAGCCAGACGAGUCGCGAAAGCCUCAACCGAUUAGCGAAGGCGAUUGGAUACCUAUCAGUGUCGAGCCGCCUGAAGGAAACACUGAGCAAGCCAUCCCCAUUCAAGACCGCGAGCAUAUCAUUACAAUUCCACGACCUCCUGAAUGGUCCGUUCUCCGGGACGAACAGUCCGACAGCGACUACUCUGACAGCUACGACUCCGAAUCCGAUACCCCUGACCCCGACAAUAACGAUCAAGGGACCUCUAGUACGCUUCGCGAGCGUGGCAUCAUGAUCUCCUUCCCCGGCCUCGAACUUCAUGGAAUCGAACUGCUUGAGCUGACAUCAUUAAGCCUCGUCAUCCGCUGCGAACGUUGCAAAGAUUCCAUUGAUGUUAUCAAACUUCGCGACAGCUCAAUGGACACGAGUGCCGCUAAAUCGGAGCGAUGUAAGAAGUGCGGAAGCAGCAUCGACUUGAGUUGGCGGAAAGACUUUCUGCAUUCGAACUCUGUCCGAGCAGGCUACCUUGAUAUUGAGGGAGGAAGUCCCGUCGAGCUGCUGCCAAGUAAUUUUGUGCCAACCUGCUCCGAGUGCUCGACUGCAUUUCUAGCACCAGGACUGAUCAGCGUUCGAGGCCAGAGUUCGAUGGCAAACUGUAGGAAUUGCCAUCAACAUAUGUCGUUUCGAAUCCCGGAGGUGAAGAUGUUGAGGACAAGCGGCCUGGCAGUGCGAGUGUCGAGAGGUCCAGUGGCGAGGAGGGCCAAGGAGAAGUUAGGAAUUGUCACUGGCGAAGAACUACCGCGACGAGGACGUUGCAAACAUUACGGGAAGUCAUAUCGAUGGUUCAGAUUCUCGUGCUGCUCAAAGGUAUUUCCGUGUGACAAAUGUCACGAUGAGGUGUCUGACCACCCGAAUGAACAUGCGAACCGAAUGAUUUGUGGAUUCUGCUCUCGUGAACAGAAUUAUCGUACGGAAGACUGUGUCGUCUGUCACGGGAAUUUGGUCGGCAGUAAGCGGGGGACUGGCUUUUGGGAAGGUGGAAGGCAAGUGCUCCCGUUUUCUUUAUCCUUCAAUCUUGAAUCAUGGAUCCCGCCAUGAUGUACUCCUUCAAAACGGAACUAUCUCUGUCGUAAUGAUCCCCGCCGUGGCGUUAUUUUGACUCUCUGGUCCCCUGAUCCACAGGCCAUGGGCGUCUACUGACGAGGGACGUAUUGGCGAUACCACAAGGAUGCUCGGGUUCAACGGAGCGUAUAAAGAACACAGGCCGUAUCAUUCUUGGCGUUGGCCGUAGUGGAUGCGUAUCAAUAUUGAUCAGGAACAACCCCCUCCCACUCCUUCACACCCUCCGUACCUAAGGCAUCAUUCAACUGAGACAUACUCGCGGACCGACCGUUUUCGCUCUUCCUCCGAUGUCCAGAUCCGCUGGGUACCUCGGCUUACAGGGCUAGAAUACG
This is a messenger RNA of Eremomyces bilateralis CBS 781.70, 3352 nucleotides long. RefSeq lists its product as uncharacterized. Bases 315 to 2996 code for a protein of 893 amino acids. Gene Ontology annotation, molecular function: zinc ion binding. The transcript is spliced from 5 exons. Lineage: Eukaryota; Fungi; Ascomycota; Dothideomycetes; Eremomycetales; Eremomycetaceae. The record is from RefSeq and is a predicted model, not a curated record.